AUCGCGCAUGCGCUGUAAAAUUGAAAAAAAGUAUCAGUAUGGCGGCGGUUAGUCCAGGAUAAGAUUUUCUUAAAAUUUGAAGAAAUUGAUAUAUUGAUAGAGUAUCAGGAUGGCACAUCAACUUCAUUUAGAGAAGGAAAAAUACAGACAGUGGGUAAAGGCUGGUUUAGGACUUGGAUAUUUAAAGGAUGGACUGGUACCAUUCUGUAAUGACAUAGCUGACCAACAACAUACGGAUAUCUUACAAAACAUUCGUUCUACAAAAUCACUACCAUCAAUUGUGACGUGUGGCAGCUGUCAAGUUGAAACUCUCAAGCCAGACCAUAAGCCAGUAGGGAAUGCUAAAAACAGAGUUUGUCCUCUUGGACAAGUAAAAUGCAGCUGUUGCUUUAAGGGCAAAAAUGCUUGUCCGAACAACAUAUGUGGCGCCAUCCAUGAUUUUAUUGUUCAGAAUCAAGCAUCCUCGCCACCUGCACCUAACUGGAAAAACAGCAAUGCUCAACAGUGGGUGACAGACGCAUUUGUAAGUGUUUUAUAAAUGCUCCAGGGUACG
This is a messenger RNA of Ruditapes philippinarum (Manila clam), 553 nucleotides long. RefSeq lists its product as uncharacterized. Bases 110 to 538 code for a protein of 142 amino acids. The transcript is spliced from 2 exons. Lineage: Eukaryota; Metazoa; Mollusca; Bivalvia; Venerida; Veneridae. The record is from RefSeq and is a predicted model, not a curated record.